AUAAACAAUGUGAAAGACCCGUGGGUGCACGGCUCGCCAAUCGGAUGACAGAAAUUCUUUCUAUGGGUGGCACGUGACCUGUGUGAACCAAUGGUGAGCCAGCACAGUACUAGGUAACCACUCAUUCACCAUUUUUACAGGGCUUGGUUAUGCUGUGCACAAUUGAAGUAUUUUUGUUUCGUCCUGUUUUACUAGCACAGUGACAUGCUUGGAUACUAGCCUUCAUUACUGUCCGCGAAGGUGAAAGCGGCCAUGCCUCAAGAACUUCAUGGCAUCAUCAGGAACUAAGCAGCCACCAUGAAAGACCACCGGCUUGAGUGCAAGGUUUGCAGCCCUGGAUCCCUUAAGGCUACUCAACUGUGUUCCUUCAAGUCUUUCAGGAGAAAGGUCAUACUCCACAUGGGAAAGCUUCCAGAGAUGAGUGCAAAUUGUAUGGGCUCAUUGUAAUCAAGCGUCUAAAAUCCCCGCAACCAUGGAGAGAGACCUGAGUACUUACCAGGGCUCGCUUGACUUGAAGCGAAAGGCCGAAGAGAAGCUGCUUAUGGAAGGUCCCACUGUGGUGCAAAAUAUUGACCCUUCAUACUACCGCAAGAAGUCGGCAGAGUCUGGCUUUGAUGAGGAAGAAUCGAGGUUAGAUGAAGAGUUGAAGAAGGCAGCCAGCAAACUGCCCAAGAAAAGGAAGUUUGACUUUGACUUCGGUGAUGUGGACGCUGUGUUUGGUGGCAGAAACAGCAGCAGCACAGCAGAACCCGUGCCUGGUGUAGAUCUUCGUGAUUGGAAAGGCCACCGAGUUUUAGUGCGGCUCAAUGACUUGUAUGUGCCAGCUGUGAUUAAGGAUGUUGCUAGUGACCGUGAUGUGGUUGUUCAACUGGACAGCAACCAGCAUUCAUUGUUUCGUGUUUGCGAUGUGUUUGACACAGCACGACUUGAUGUGAUCGGUGACCACAGUCCCUCACCAGGUCAGGUGACCAUGGGUAUGCAGUUGUGUGUACGUGUGGAAGACAAUGUGUAUGCAGAAGGGGUUGUGGCAGAAGUCCGGUCACGCCCCCCUGUUCAGUACUAUGUGCGCUUCAUCAAGAGGCCCAGUGGUGUGUCGUGUGACGGCGUGUGGGUGGCGCGUGCGGGCUUACGACUUAGGCAACCUCCGUGGUGGGAGGACAUGGAACUUGCCUCGUCUGUGUCGUCGUCUCCCAUGUUUCAGCGAGAGCCAGUGCCUCUUCUCACAUCACAUCUGGUUGAGCCCAACAUGCCAUCUCUUCCACCGCAGCAGCCCAUAAUUCAGCCACACAGUGUGUCAGUCAUCACAGAUGGCAUUCACAGGGCCAUGCCAGUAAAUCUGGCAGGUAACCUCGAGAUGGACAGAGCACUUGACUCAGUGGGUACACCAAGGGCUCGUAAACUGACUGUGGGAAGCUCUCCCACUGCUGUUGGUGACGAGGACUCUUCGGAUGAUGACCUCAAGACGGGGCGUAUCGAGUUCGAUCCCAAUCCCAGCCCUUCACGUCUUGGCUUCUGUCCGGACAACCUUACACCUCGUUCACGGCUGGCCACAUCGUCUUCUACAGAGAUGCGUGUGCUAACUCCACGUUCCCCUGCUGCACAGCAGAAAUACAAGAAAGGAGACAUUGUAUCUACCCCCAAUGGCAUAAGGAAGAAAUUCAAUGGCAAGCAAUGGAGACGUCUCUGCUCCAAGGAAGGAUGCACAAAGGAGUCUCAGCGGCGUGGCUAUUGCUCACGCCACCUCUCUUUGAAGGGCAAGUCUGGCACAGCCAUGCGCAAAGGCAGUGCGCCAGCAGCAACUUCAUCGAGUCAGCAGCCGUCUUUCCCCACUGGUGCAAUGCGCACAGGCACAGGGAGGGAGUGGGAGGAAUCGUCACGUGAAAGCAUCAGCGGCAGUCCCGGCGACAGGGCAAGCAGGGUCCAAGGCCGUUUCGACCUGGACGAGACCGAGGCCGCAAACAUGCUGGUUUCGCUUGGAAAUUCGCGGUCGGCCACACCAUCUUCCUCGGCAAGUCCGCCAGGCAGACCCGAGCUCUUUGCACCUAUCCGUCAUGCCGCUUGGCCCCCCGAUUCCCAUUCUCCCGAGGGUGUCUUCCGGCCAACCACAGUGGUGGUGCACAGGCCGAGGGUGGUGAAGACCUCGGAGCCUGUCUCUGUGAUUCAGCACUCCCUGCCUCCUGAGAAGCUGAUUGGUGAGCCUCAGACCACUGCAGCCCAGAUGGUAUUGCUCCAGCAAGCACUGCAGCAGGGCCGGAACUCGCUCAGUGAAGCACUGCCCACAUACAGUGCCAUACAGGUGGCACCGCCCAAGGACAUGCAUGCUGGCAUCAAUGGGCAGGUUGCAGUUGUCUUACAGACACCGCAACAGCAGCAGCAGCAUCCAAGUCCAGCCCACCUCCUGCCUGUCAUGCCUGUGGUAACCUCCAAUGGAGAAGCACAAAAAGAUGAACGUGCCUUGGAUUCAUCCGGAAGCAGCUGGAACGAUGGCAAGCCCAUUCCAGUCUUUCCGUGGCACUCGCUGGUUCCAUUUCUAAACACCACCCACCCAUCGCCACCCAGCAGUGCACCGCCCACAGUGACUACUGCUCCUGUGCCACCGGAUGGCACUCAGCAGUCCAGCAGUGUAAACGACCAGGAGGAAGGCGACGACGAUGUGUUUGACAGCACAGAUUCACCCACAGCGAUUGUUGUGCCAUCUGCUAAGCGGAGAACACAGUCGCUGGGUGCACUCCCUAAAGAUGACCCCAAAAGCCCACGCAAGGUCAAGGAGAAGGAACACAUCAGACGGCCAAUGAAUGCAUUCAUGAUCUUCAGCAAGCGGCAUAGGGCACUGGUGCACAAGCGCCACCCUAACCAAGACAACCGCACCGUCAGCAAGAUAUUGGGCGAGUGGUGGUAUGCACUCAACCCAUCAGAGAAGCAGCAGUACCAUGACCUUGCCUUCAAGGUGAAAGAGGCGCACUUCAAGGCCCACCCCGACUGGAAAUGGUGCAGCCGGGAUCGCAAGAAGUCCAGCUCUGGAUCGCAGUGCAAGGAUGCCACACGCAAGUGCCUCAGCACCUCAGAUGAUCUGGGCGCCCACUUGGCUUCUGGAGACAGCAGCGACCGCCAAGAGACUGAUAACGUCAAGGAAGAGACCACUGGCUCUAAAAAUGGAGAAAGUGGUGAUAGUCUUGCCGUUGCACUUCCCUGGACUGAAAAUACUUCGGAGUCUUCCGUAGGCAAUGUUGGCCCUGGAAACAAUGACAAAGACGGAGAUGCAUCCAGUGAUGACGAACGUAUGAUAAUCUGCGAAGACGAAGGCGACAGUGAGCCAGUCAUCGACCUCCAAUGCAAGGAACGGGUGGUAGAGAGCGAUUCGGAAGGCGGUGCCUCGGAUGCUUCACCUAGCCUGUCACCCGUGGGGGCUGGGCCAUCAUUGGCCGAGGGCACCCAUAGGCCGACACCCAUCAUGAGGGAGCCCAUGCCCUUAUUGGAGGCUGCACCACUGGGCGCGCCUCGGCCUCUCGGUGCUGCAGCCACGGCCUUUCACCCAACGGGCGCCGUCUUCAAGGGCGUGCAGUCUCCGAGCAAACGCAACUUGGCCCCAGAAGAGAGGCAGCGUGAAUCUGUUUCUCCACUGCGUCCAAUAGCAUCCAAGCCUCCUGCAGGCAUGGAGACCAUGCGACAUGCAUUGCUGGUUCCACCCACCUCCACAGCGCAGUAUGCCAUUCUAAGCCCGCCAUUGAGCCGGGCCGAGGGUGGCACUGACCUGACGGGGCUUGUGCUGAGGGGCCCUUCCUUUGGCACAAGCCCACCCAAAGGACCCGGCAACAUCUUGAGGCCCAUGCAGUUGCCUGCUGCUGCUACGCAAGUCCAAUACCUGCUUCCUUCUUUUACUGUUCAGCCUGGAUCUGUAGGGGUCAAAGGAGUGCUGCAAAUGGCCAUACCAUCUGGAAGCAUCCAACUUGGCACACCCAACACAACAACUGUUGGCAAGGUCCUGGCGUCGCCACCAAUUGUGGUGUCGUCACCACAUAGCCCGUCGCUUCAAAGUGUCAUCGUGGAUGCUGCUAGCACACUGCAGCCCCCGCAGAUAAAGCUGACUCCUGCUGAGCAGUCAUCCUCGCCACGUAUGCUGGCCUCCCCGAGCGCCCAGUGCCUCCUCCUGCCUGAAAGGUGCAACAGUUCACCGUCUGCUUCUCCUAAUCCUCCAAAGAUCCGUUGUGUCAUUCCAUCCAAAGAUGGUCGGGGCUCUCCACUGGCCAUGCUAACCCCUCCCUCUGCCGCAAGCACACCACUUGGCUUCAACAAAGCACUGGCUUCCUCGGGGGGCACUCCCCCAACCAGCUCACCGCUUGCUUCUUCGCCAGCGCGAUCUCGCGUCUCACCAUUUUUCACGGGUGUUCUGUCCAUGAAGUCUGGGAACUUGACGCCCACCGAGCCAAAACUAGACUCGAGUCCCCGGUCACACCGUGGUUCUAAAGGUUUGGUUGCGUCACCAGCUACGCCUGGUGCAGAAGCUCGAAUGCCACCUACUGAGAACUUGACCGACGCAGAUGCAAAGGCACACAGCACUGGACUUUCAUCAGACAGGUUGCUCAAGGCAAGCAAGACCAAGAAGCUUUUGGAGCCUGGUGAUGGGAUGCAUGCGGCCAGCCCUCGUGAAGGUCCUCCCAGUGGCUCCAGCCUGCUUCGACCCAGCUUGGACGAACAGCAGUGGCGGCUACCCAAGGUGCCGCUAGAGCCGAUUUACUCUGGCUCCACCUCAUCCUUGGUGCUUGAAGCAGCAGCUGCGCAAGAAGGGAGCCCCAAGCAGCAGCCAUUCGUGCUCGCACCAACACCAGCGCAGCUGGGACGUGCGCCGGGUCAGCUGCACCAGCGCAAGAACAGUGGCGCUGCAUCAUCCUCUCAGUCGUCCUCACCGUCCGAGCCACCACCCUGCCUUACAGAUCUCAGUGACAACGCUAGUCAGCCGCAACCGCGCACCCCUCAGCCACCGCACCCACCGAUGGUGAGCACCGUGGCUGAAGAGGGCAGUGUCGUCAACAGGGAAGAAAGUGCUGCGCCCAGGGAAGACAGUGCCACAGCAGUGAAGGACAGUCAGUCGGAGCAGCCACAGCAACAGCCUGCAAAGGAACCUCUGCUACCACCACCUGUGGCCAGUCCAGCUCCACCUUCCAAGGAGACCAAGAAGUCUGUGCUCAAACGAACCGUCAACGAUGGAAUGGACAAGGUGCUGGAAGAGGUGAACUUCAAGGCCCAAUUUGCGAAGCUUCCCGAGUACAAGCCAGAGGAGUCACCCUCGGGAGCAGCGUCUCUGCCUUCAUCACCAUUUGUGCAGACCUACAGGAAGCGGCCAAAACCUUCUGAUGUGGCCGAAGACUGUGGUGAUCCAAAUGCAUCCAAGUGCACCAGCGGGUCAUCCCCAGUGAGCACACCUCGCACACCUCAAACGGCCGGCCCAAAGCUGGAAGGCACUAAGUUCUUUGGACCCAGCUUCAACCUCGAUGCUCUGGCUGACACUCGGAAUGAUGCAUCGGAUGGUGAUGUAGGCUCUCCACGAACACCCAAGACGCCAGCAGAAGGCGAGAAGAGCCAUUCUUCAUUGCGGCGUACACUGGAGCAACGGCGCCAGCUCGUCAUGCAACUUUUCACUGAGGAAGGCUGGUUCCCUUCAGCACAAGCUACGGCUGCCUUUCAGCAGCGGUAUCGGGACGUGUUCAGCAACAAAAACACACUUCAGCUCAAGAUACGCGAGGUGCGUCAGAAGCUGAUGGCUCAAAACAACCAGGCCAACAUUGCCACCACACCGAGUGCUCACGACACCACCACCACCACCACCACCACUGCUGAGACACCUCCGGCCAAGUCGGAACCACCAAAAGCCCCAGAACCCCAGACACCACGGACGGGGACGUGAAGGACACACACAAAAGGAAAGCUGUUGGGCAAUGGUGUGGGGCUAGAGAUGUUGUCAGGCAAGCUGCGCAUUAUUUCCGCUACUUUGGGGCUCAAUUUUAUUUUCUGUUUUUAUUGCCCAAGCAGCAUGCGCUCUGUGAAACAGAAGCAGCUGUGGGUCAUGUGCUGGUGAAGCAAGGUUUUUAUUUUUGCUGGUUUUUAAGAGUUCCAAGAAGCGUUGCCUCUGCGAGGGAGUUGUGUGAACAGUCCCAGCGCCACUUUUAUAUUUGUGUCUGAUUUUUGAAGGCGUGUUUCGCAUCCUGCUGUCAGAUGCGCAGUGAAGUAGUAGCUAGAUCGUCGUGCACUUCGUGCAGGUCAUCAGUGCAGUCUGUGUUGUGGAAGGAGCUUGCAGACUUGUGAUGUCGAGGCUUUCUGCUUGUGGACAUUGCUGACAAACAGCAUACACGAAAUCAUCGCAGCGUAUUGACCUUCCAUGGAUGCUUGUUUUGACACUUGUCUUGCGUUCGGCUGCACACAUAGAGUUGUGUUGCACCUGUGAUGUGUACAACACUGCGUUCUUCGAUGGUUUUCGAGGUCUGUGUCACACUAAAGGAUCUGAAUGGCCCCGUUGCAUGGUUUAGGUCUCCAUUGUUGAAAACAUAGGCAGGUAGAACUGCACUGUGUCCGUGUAAUAUGCGCGCAUGGUGUCUUUCUUUGCUUUGUGUUUCUCCAUUUGCUUUAUUUCAUCACAGCGUUAUUGGUGUUGUUGAUGGAAACAAUUGGUUUGCCUUGUUGACUUGCACCAUGUGUUGUUGCUAGUAUUUGGACAAAGCAGGGCAGUACUGUUUCAUGCUAUUGAACAGAACUUUUAAGCAGCGCUUCUUCUUUUUAGCAGAUGAACCAGGCAAUUUAAAGCCACUGUUUGUAAAUGAUGUGCCCAAAGCUGCAGUGAAGUAUGCAUCAUAGGGCAGUUUUUGCGCCUACUGUACAUAUGUGGACUAGAUAUAGAUUUCUUUAUUUGUUGAUUUGAACUGGAAGUGUGAAAAGAAAUAUAAAUUUGCAGUCAGUCAGUCCAAUGAAGCUGCAUAGUACAUGGGGUUUCUUGCUUUCAAAGAGCAAAGGAUACAGUACACCAUAGUGCAAACCAAUAAAAGGGCAUUUAAAUGCACCUUUUUACGUAGUGAGCCCACUAGCCGAAUUAUACAAUUAAUUGCAUGCCAAUGUAACACGCUGUGGAAUUGAGGAUAUGCAGCUCUCGCUAGAUUAACAAGUGAGUAAAGUUUGCCCCGUGUCAGAAAUGCGAGUCUGUGUCAUUUGCAGGUCAUGUCUCUUGAACAGAGGCAUAUACGGGGGAACAGGAAGGGGCCCAUGGGAUAGUCCCAGUGAACCUCCCCAUCGUGCACGAGUGAAUCAACUGCACGACCCUUUCCAAGAGCACCCGCUCCUCUUGGCCACGUGUAUCCUCACUGUCAGGAACACUAGCGCCCUCUCUCUUCCUGUGGUGAAACUACACUGAAUUCGGCUUGGCCCGUGUCUCGUGGGGAUACAGCCAUCCCCUCGAGCGUAAGCUUGCAUUUGUAAGCUUCAUAAAGAUGAUGGUUAAUAGCAUUUGGUGCAAGCAGGAAGCACCAUUGGCAUAAGCAAGAUACAGUACUGCCUUGCCAAAAUUGGCCCUUCCCGAAGAGCUGAACUUGCAUCCAAAUUGUUGUAGGCUGUGUGUUUGGCCAUGUGUGCUUCAAGAAGGUUUGUAGAAAAUUGGCUCGGUUAUGCUUCUCUAGAUAGAAGUUUAUAUUUUAGUAAAAGCAGAACAGUUGCUGCUUGAAGAGCCACCUUAGAGUGAGUGUGGCAUGUUAUGGGAAGUACAUUGUGUUCACAUUAUUUGACGCUAUGUUUUCAGUGUUCAGAAUUUCGAGCCUUGUAUAAAAGCUGCCUUUUGUGAGGAUUUGUUGUGAAACCGAGAUGUCCCUGUGUAAUGGUUUGUGUCCCCACCCCCCUUUACCCUCUCCUGUAUUGAUGGACAAUAUGUGGAGCUGUCAGUGUACGUUCGUGUGCCUUCUCAUAAGGACAUCCAUGUGGGAAGUCCAGUUGUUGGACGACGAUGCAUGAAUGUAGCACAUAUUUGUUGUGUUCACUACAUAACUGCACAUGCAUGUUUUGUUUCCAUGUACUGUAUUCCCAUUGCUUGUUUUUAUCAUUUUGUUAUACUUUUGUGCAUAGCACCAUCAUUUUGUUUUACGUAUGAAAUAUGUACUUCAUAACUCCUGUUGCAGGUGUAUUGUGUAUUGUUCCUGCCUUCUUUUUCUAGCUCCAUUUUACCCGCUAUCUCGCGCGUUUUCCUCUGUUACUGCGCUUCUUUCCAUUGCUUUACAUCAUUGUUUACUCUCUAACCUGUCCCAGAUUCUUGCUCAAAGCAGACACAUUACAACCCAUAUUUUUCUUUUUUUUUUUACUCUUUGCUCAGUAGUUUGAACUGUCACCGAGUACUGGCUUUAGGACAGCAAAGACAGUAACAGUAAUGUUCUUUUAAUUUCAAAUAAUUUAUCCCAGUGCUUUGGCCAUGUUGGAAUGUUCUUCUGGUGAAGAGUUGGCACCCAUAGGCACCAUGUAUUUUUUUCAGCCCCUUAUUUCUAGAAGUUAUUCUGUGCCAAUUCCAAACAAUAACCCUGGUGACUUGUAAAAAAGGCCCCUAGCACGGGUGUUUUAUGAUGCUGAGCAAACUUGAACUCUUAGACUUUUAACUCAUGGAAAACACCACAAAUUGCCACAAUAGCAGCAAUUAAGAAAAUGUAAUAGGGUUAAUUUCCUUCCAAUUUUAUUGUGCAGCUGACAAAGGCAUGGGAAGAAAAGAAGGAAGAAUAAGUGAAAGUUUACUCUUAAAAGUAGCCCCCUCUCCUGGUGGAAUAAGAUGCCAAUUUUUUAGUCCCUCUUGACAGGUUCUUUGCUGAAAUAUUAAGUCUAUAUUGACAAUGAAGUAAGAGCCUGUGUUUAUGUGGCGGGCAAGUAGUAUGUUAGCAAUGAACUGCACUCGUGCAUACCAUGAGCAUAUAUACAGGGUACUUGAUAAAUGCAGCCAGUGCUACUGCCAUAGGAGCUUUGUGAGCGUAAGGCCUGUGCACAAGGGCGUUUAAAUAAAUAUGCAUGGUGUGCGGCAUGAUGUCAAAUGUCAAUAACUGGAAUCUGCAGCUGCAUGAUAACUGAAGCUUGUAAUUUGCAGUGCAUGACUAAUGCAUUGAAAUUUUGCUUAAAGCAUCUCUGAAAUAGAUUUUUUUUUUCUUAAUAUAAGUCGUUCAGCUACGAAUAUAGUAAAUCGUUGUGACUAUAACUUAAACGAAGUGUUUGUACUAAGAGAGCUGUGGGCUAUUAAACAUUACUCAAGCUGUGCUUUUUCUCCUCGACUUCUUCACCGAGUGGUUGGAGCUAAGCUAUGCUUUUUGCAGUCCCCCACCUGAGCACCGUUAAUCAUGGAGGCCACACUCCGUGUUUUUUCUGGUUGAUCUCUGUGCCACUAGGUGCUGCCACAUAUCUGACCGCCCACAUUUUCUUUUGCCCACGGGCUAAGGUUCUCUUGCCAUACUAAGGCGAAGAAGCCACUCAAAUCGUUCACAUGAGCGACUUCGCAAAAUAGUGUCACUUCUUAAAAUGGGUGACUAAUAACAUGGCACAGCGGCGCACUGCUGUCUGUAGUGAUGCACGUCUUUAAAACCUUAUAAUAAAUAACGUACUUUAUGCAGAGCAGUUCCGCUGGUCUGUCAAUUACCUAAAAGACAUCAUUACUGGUUCAAUAGGUUUGUAAAAUAUUGUCAAAACUGUUUCAUGUCCCCUUUAACUAAAAAACGAAAACUCCACUUGUCACUUAAUUUUUAUAAGGAUUAUAAAAGUUUAAGCUAAAAACAGAUUGCUGUAGUUAGUACAAAUGAAUUCAGGUUAAGCCAAAGCAACACAUACCAUAGGAGACUAAGCAUUCAAAUUGCACUUUGUUGCAAGGUCUGAUGAUUGCAGUCUAUUUAGAUAGUAAAUAAACUGUUUGCUAGCAAAAGCUUGACAAGUCAGUAGUCAUAGGCUGGUCAAGCUGUGAGACAUUUUUUUUCCACCCAAUCUGGCAGGCACAGCAAGGUCAGUUAAAAUGUAUUUCACUUGGUUUAGUUUUGUUUAGUCCAAGACUUUCAUGGGGUGGGGGGAAUUGAAAGUGAGGCUUUAAGCAUUGCACUUCCACCUCUGCACUGCUAAUCAUCAGUCUCAGUCAUUAGUGAAAUUGAAAAGUAGAUACAUUCUGAGCUUAUUCUGACAUUGCUCAUGUGUUACCCACCCUGAAACACCUUGGAAGGUGUGCUGGGAUGUCUUUGGUUAAUGACAUGUAGCUCAAUUCCCGUUUCGGAGGUUCCCAAAAAAAAGCUUCCCUAUGGAAUAAACAAAAUAAAGAUGUUCAGAUGUAACAGCUAUGUGGUUAUGGUCAGAAGUAUACUUAAACUUUUUCGCAAAACUCCUCUUAAAUGAAUGCAUGCUUUUUUAACGCUUUAAUUCAUCAGCGUCUACAGGAGCAGCGAGACCAAAUAGCUGAAUUCAUUGGUCUAAAGGCACAGUAGCGAUUGGCCUUAGUUCAGAAUUGCAGCGAACAGGUGAAGCAGAGAAUGCUUUGGUUUCCUUUUGUUUAAAUUUUAAAGUUGGGUGGUUUUAUUUGAACGCUGCUGUUUUUGCACUAGCUUGUUUUGGUACACUUUUGACCCAACUUGGCUCGAUUUUGCAGUGUUUGGCUCCUCCAGAGUAAUGGACCAUGCAGCAUGCUACCGCAGAAAACCAGCAAAUGCUUCCGGUUUUUUGUUUUAAUGGGCCUUUGAAACACUUUAUGCUGUUCUAAAGCAGCUAAUGUAAUAAUGGUUUAACGAGCUAAUAAUUUAUCACGAAGUGCAAUGUACUGCACCCACGCGUGUGAUUGCUCUCGCAGUGUUGCUUGCAGCAGUGAUUCAUUAGUAGCUCUGGCAUCCUGGUACCCAGCUUAACGUUGUAGGUUUCAUUCCCAGCCUUGCAAGCAUGUUCUGGGAGAGACCGAUGUACUUGGAAUAUUAUGAGGAAUAGUUUAUCGGGUGGUACUGCGGUGUCCACUGUGGCAUUCCUCGUAGCCCAGUUUUAGGUUCCUGCAGCGUUCAGAAAGCCGACUUUUGGCAUGUACACCACACUGGAGUUAGGUGGAGUGGGGAAUACCUUUAUUUGUUGAAUGCUAUGGCAUUAAAAUUUGUAGUGCUUCAAAAAAAAGCAGGUCAUUUAAUGUUUACAUUGAAAGCCCUUGAAAAUGUUGUUGCUUUUUUUUGUUGUUGUUCAUCGUUUAUUGUCUUAUUUGAGUAGAGGUGCAUGAAUUAAUGUUCCCACCGGGCUAUGUUGGUGCAGGCUGCUUCUUUAGUGCUGGAACCUUUAAGUAAUAUUUCUUGGCACUUUGUGGGAGCCAGCAAGCUUUAUCCGGAUAUGGCAACAUUGUUUCAGAGUGAUGAUUUUAAACUUAACGGCUUUGAAAAGCUGCAGAUUGCACUGUGGAGCCUGCCAAGUUUAUGUACUAACUCACCCAGUACACGACGUGGCUUUUACUGUAAAAGUACUUUUUAGAGCAAAUGGGACAAUCAAUAUUUGUUUUUUUUUUAACAAAAUGAUACAUUGCUUAUCGAAACAGAGGAUGGUGUUGCCCUGCAGCAUGGCUUCUGUUGUUCUUGCAUGGCUUGAAAGCCUUCAAAAGCUUGAGAAUGCAUUGCGUGGACAGUCUACAGGCAUGGUUUUUGUUAACAAGACUUGCUAUGCUUAGCCUCGAGGUAGCGGUAAGAUGACAUGUGACUGGUUUAAAAAGUAGCGUGCAAUACCUGUAUUAUCUUGCUCGUUACUGAACCCAAAAUUCUUGCUUGCACGGGAAAAUCGAAAUUGCAACAGCCUUGUACCUCAGCUAUUCGGAAAGCAUUUGCGUUUAUUCCUUUCAGCAAAGCAGUUCCUCUUGUUCUUAUUUGCCGUCUCGCUGUGGGAACCAGUACUGCGUGACAUCUGCACUGUUACGGAUUGUCAGCACAAGAACUUAUCGAAGAAUGGGGUGGGCGUGUUAUUGUAUUGCUGGCUUGUGCGGUGUACGUUAGUCAAGGAACUGGAAAAAUUUUCACUUGUCACAUUGAUGAGAAGGAUUCUUCCACACACACAUAUAGAUACAUGUGUCCGACCAUGCUGACCACAAAAGCUGAGCACACUAAGCCUGCUCAUAUUGUUGCACAUAAUUUCUAUUGUUUGCCAACAUCAUGUUGUUAAUAUGAAUGCCUGUCGCUUAGGAAUUAGCAAACUGUUGAUAAGAGAAAUGAGGCUACACCCUGUUUUAUACCAUUCCCCUUGCAUUUUCUCCAGCAUUUGCUAUUGUGUGUGCAUCAGCCCUGUGUAAUCGUACUGUCCUCGUAGCACAAAAAGCUGCAUCCAGAUUAACAAAGCACUUUGCUGUAAGGACUCUAUUGCGGGCCAGUCCAUUUGCCGUUCUCGUAUCUCGGUCGUAAUUGGUUGGAGCUCUGUCAUAAACUGUUUUUCCUCCUUGCAUGAAUGCAGGCCCUGGUAAUUUUUACUGUGUGCUGCCUUGAGUGCAGCCGCGAAAAAAUGUUCGUUCUUGUGCCAUACAUAGACAGGUGUCACUGCUGACUGCAGCAAUGAUUCAGAUUUUUUUUUUUUUCACUGCACCUUUCAGGCACACAGAUGCUGCUAUGGUUGUAAAGUGUAGUUCAAGCUUUUUAGCAGUGCACUAGUGAGACAAAUUUUAUAUUGAAAGAAAAAAAUAAGUGUGGGCAGCUAGAGAGAAAAUUUUGAAAUGUUGUUUAUGGGAAGGAUGCUGGUAGGACAUGUCGGUUGCUAGGUUAGUUGAUUCAUACUCGGAGUAUAGAAGCACACAACUUAAGAAAGUUCAAGAACGGUGGAGCGCUUGUUUCGCAUAUCCUUCGCUGUCUUGUCCUUAGCUGUAUGCUUUUCUACUCUGCAGAGAUAAGAAGCUGAAUACUUAACGAAAAAAAAAAUAUAUUUCUCAUAAUUUGCCUGGCCUGACAAUAUCAGGUAUAGUACAUGUCACAGUUAAAGAGAACAGUCAGUAGUCAUUCCGGUGGUUGUCACAUUUCCGAUAAGAAAGACUACCAUAAAAAUAUUUGCCUGACUGAUAUGUUGGAUCACUCUACCAAAAUGCUUCUGCAUACAACCCAGUGAAUCCCAUAGAUAUCCAUCUUAAACAAAUGAGGAGAAUUGUGUAGGAACGAACUAGUGGACUGGGUGCAAAACGUUUCUGUAGAGAAGCGAGUUAUUUGCAGGAAAACCUGGUGUGUAGAAUGUCAUUGGCACUCUGUUAAAUGUGACUUGCAAUGCACCGCUCAGCUUUCAAUGAUGUAGUCAUGUAGGACUGUUGUGUAAGGCCUAAAUUCCAGGGUUAUAAAUUCUUUAAUCUUAUUGCACAUACAGUUGUGACAUUUGCAAUAUCUUUAAUAUGCAGAGGCCUUUAUUUCUCCUAGCUUUUCUAUUACUGUUGCCACUAUCUUUACGUCUGGUGUCAUCCACAGUGUUCUGCUACAUGUCCCAGAAUGCAGUCUGAGCUUGAAAGCCGGGAGUUAUGCGUGUGUUUGUGUGUAUCAUGCUGUUGUACCUAGCACCGAGACACUUGUGCACACUAUUACACAUUUACCUGUAGCUACCUACCGUGGAGAGAUGCACCAACUCAUAUUUUUCAGACAAGGUGGUGUUUUUAAGACAUUUUAAACAUUUUGCCGUGUACAUAUUGACAAUGCAUAAUUUUUUUUUCUUGUGGUUGUUGCUAGGGGCUGCUAGGAUUCCUUGUAGGGAGCGGUCGAUGGCAAGAAGGAAAUAAAAGAAGUCUUUCUUUUUUUUUUUUUUCUAAAUCAUGGCUGUUUGCAUUGUGGAAGUUGGAUUCAGGAGUUGCAUUAAGGUGAAGUUUCAUAGCAUGAGGCCAGCAUAGACAUACCGUGGGGUUGCUGUGGCCUGCUGUGUAUGCGGUCAUGUUGUCAGUUGUGCAGUGCUUGCAAGUGUUCUCAUGUUUCUUUUGCUUUCAUAACGAAGCCAGGCUGUUUGUGGAAGCUUGAGCCUGCUUGCAAGAGGAAUUAUCCAUUAAUGCUCAUUAACUUAUACUAAGCUUCUUUCACUAAAACAUCUGGCAACUGUUUUGUAAGUCAGCAUAAAGUGGCCAGAACUGCUAUCUGUGAAAUUUCCUAAUUCAUCACUCCAACACUAGGUGUGGACAUCUGUCACACUUGAAAAUUGGUAGUGGAUGAAGUAAAAGCUAACCUAUAAAAGGCAAGUUGGCUGUGUAACAAGUCAACUCGUGGCAUCUCGGUGGUUGUGGCAUUCUGCCGUGCACGAGGUCGUGGGUUUGAUUCCCAUGUGCAUUUCAGCAAGGGCCGAAUGUGAAAACACAUUCACUGAGCUGUUGGAGAUCAUUAGAGAAACCCACAUAUUCAAAAUUAACCUGAAGCCGUCCACUGAGGUGUUUGAGCAUUUUUGCUGCAACCCAGAUCAGUCGAUAACAAGUCAGACUCAUUAUCAUUUGUAUUGUAAUGGCCCUCAGGUGCAAGUCAAACUUGACACAUGCAUACUCUGGCAUUAGCUUCUACCUGGACAACAGUGUAGUUUUACAUUUACAGAAUUUUAGCCAAGUGGGGGUUAGAUUAAAAUUUUAUCUAGAAUAUUGCACGUCGUGCAUCUAAGGAGGAGUCCUGUGGCGAAAAUUCUUGUUACUUUCUGUCGCACGAAACUUUGGAGUUGAUCAUAGGAAUGAAAUCUUCUUGCAAGCAGGCUUUGGUAUUUCUGGUAAAGUGAAAAAAUUGAUUGGUAGGUUUGGGUGUGCACAAUAGAAAUCGGCAAUUUAAAAAAAGACAAAGCAGAGGUCACGUCUUGCAAGUGCCAAUUCUGUUUAAUACUUGUUCUGUUUUCCCAUGGCAUCAAACUUGAAGUAACAAUCAAGUCGGGAGAUGUAAAUAGAUAUGAUAUAUGAUAAUGGUUAAAUGUAUGUUAAAAGCACCUCUCCAUCUGAAGGGGCCAAUAAGAAAAUUGUUUUACCGUCUCAUACAAAGAGUCUUUUUUGGCAUUGAUAUUGUUUGUGCGCUUUUUUGACUUGUCAUAUUUUCUUCUUGUUGCUUUAUGUUGUUCAUGUUGUGUAUGGUACAGUUAUGUUUAGUGGUGAAAAAAAAUGUGUUGAUAUGGCAGAUCUGUUUUAUUCAUCUUUUCUGUUCAAGCUCUCACAAAAUCAGCAUUUUGGAACUCUUUACUGCUCUCUUUUUUUUUUCUGUGAUACUUUUUUUCAAUACAGAUCUUAAGUGUAAAGAAGGGGUACUGCAUGUGUGAGUCAUGUUGCCUUUCCAUUUAUUUUGCUACUUGUGUUAUCAUGUUUUAAUGCUUAAUUCAUUCAGCUUAAGAAAAAAAAACACUCAUGACAAUUGAUAUGUACAGUGCAUGUAAGUAUGAAUAAAUUACCCUUCAGUGCAUUGUUAA
Rhipicephalus sanguineus (brown dog tick) is the source of this 15369-nucleotide messenger RNA. RefSeq names its product protein capicua homolog (gene cic). Gene Ontology annotation, cellular component: nucleus. Gene Ontology annotation, molecular function: DNA-binding transcription factor activity, RNA polymerase II-specific; RNA polymerase II transcription regulatory region sequence-specific DNA binding. The record is from RefSeq and is a predicted model, not a curated record. Lineage: Eukaryota; Metazoa; Arthropoda; Arachnida; Ixodida; Ixodidae. The transcript is spliced from 21 exons. Bases 473 to 5902 code for a protein of 1809 amino acids. Gene Ontology annotation, biological process: regulation of transcription by RNA polymerase II.